Messenger RNA from Cylicocyclus nassatus, 1207 nucleotides. The record is from the annotation of a GenBank genome assembly. Lineage: Eukaryota; Metazoa; Nematoda; Chromadorea; Rhabditida; Strongylidae.
GACUAAUUUCACGAACAAUAACAUUUUUAUCUACGAAAUUUACAUAGAAUGUUCAGAAGAGCGUUCAACUUCAUAUACCGAAAAACUCGUCGCAAGAAAAAGAGAAAGCCAAGGGUUGAGGAAGAAGAGGCCCCAAGAGAAGAGCCUGACCAAUCUCGAACCGGAUCUUCAGCGACAGAAGAGUCCAAAUCUUACAGCGAUCACCGCAAGGCUAGGCUAACGAGGAAAAAAGAUGCAGAAGAUGAAGUGGCGCUGCCACAAGACGAUACAGAAACUGCUAUUCUCACAGGAGAGCCCACUCUGACUAGAAAGAGACCAUCUAUCACAGCAGCGCCUGCAAAGAAAACCCCUACAAGGCAGCCAUCCCGCGAAGGCACCAGACGAUUGAGAAAAGCGGUACCAGACCUGCCCGAACAAACACAAGAAGAAAGUUCGGUAAAAUUAGCGAAAAAGCGCAAAUCUGGGGCACAAAGGCGAUGGAAGAUAACUGAAGACAGAACCAAAGCUGACGAUGAAGAUGAAGAAAUAAAACCAGCUGCACCAAUAGUUAUUCCCGAGAUAUAUCGCAAGAAGAUGAAGAAACCGCCAACACCUCUACAACCAGCAGAGGAGAUAGAAUCUGAAUUACUCGACUAUUGGCUGUAUCCUGAUGGAAGACCACCCAAGAAUGGAGUAGUUGUAUGGGAAGGCGAUUUAACAGCAUUGAUAGCAAAACAUGAAAACAAACCUGCAGCGGUACAAGAAACAAAGAAAUCAGAUAAGAAAAGUGUAGUUUUGUCAGAAAUUCCCUCUGACAGAGAAUCUGAUCUGAGAAAACAGGGAAAAACACAAGCAGUGGGAUUGCAACCUACCGCUGAAGCUCCAAAGUUUGCGCAACAAGCUUAUGGUGUAGCCGACCGACCUCCGCAGCAACGAUCGCAGGUUUCCGCCUCAAAAAUCAAGCAGCCAGCCUUUCCAUCUAAGCCGUUACAAACUCCAGUCCAAGAAGCAUAUUACUUCCCAACAACAGCACCCACUUACCCUCCUGGAAUAAAUCCACCUCCAUACAUGUUCCCGACUUCUGACCCUGCUCCAAAACCACGACCAUCAGAGCAUCGGCGACUACAACAGUUUACAGGGGUAGGCCCUAGUAUGCCAUUGUGAUAGAGGAUGAUGCACAAAAGUGACUUGUUAUCGUGUACAUUUGCCUCAAAAACAGAAAUUAGAC